GAGAGAGAGAGAGAGAGAGAGAGAGAGAGAGAGAGCACUAGUCAUUGCUUGAUACUUUUCUGAUAGCCUGCCAACUAAGUGUAGGCCUAUAUCCUGGGGGAGUAUUAGCCAGAAUCCAUAUUUUAGGUUUGUUAUAGUGUAUUACGGCAGGCAUAUGUCCAUGCUGUUUUAUGGGGAGAAUGACUUGGAUUUGUUGAUAUAUGUUUCACUUGCACAAAUAAAAUAAACUUACUCAAAAUAAACUCAAUGAAAGAGAUUGUGUGACUGCGUUUGUAGCCAAUUAGGCAGGGUAAAUAAGUAGCAUUUUACCUUUUCAAGUAGGCUUGAUAUGUUUCAAUUCUUCAGAAUCGCUACUUGACACGCUUCAGUUUCGGUUUCGUUUCAUCAAACACCGGUCUCUGACAAUUCUAGAGAGACGGGAAGGAUUGCCCGUUGUAGACUCUCUCAGUCAAGAAACACGAGACGGAUAGCUGUAACAUUAUGAAUCCCUCUCACGACAGAGCUUUGAAAACCAAGCUUCUAAAGCUGGAGUGUCAUUUCACCUGGGCUCUGACCAAAGAAAAUGUAGACUUGUCAGAUCUUCAGACAAGGCUGGAGGAUCAAAUUGAGCUGGACCUGGGCAAGAAAGAAGGAGCAGCUCGAUCCUACUGUUUUUUGGCCUAUGUUAGAUACCUGCAGGGGUCUUCAGAUGAUGCCAUUGCAAACCUAGUCCAGGCGGAGGAGCUUGCGAGAGAACAUCAUGGCGAGGACUGUGAGCAAUUUCUCAUUGUCACAUACGGCAACUAUGCCUGGCUCCAUUACCAUCGUGGAGAAUACCCUCAGUGUGAGAGCUACUUGGAGAAGCUUGCUGAUAUUAUGCAGAAGUUCCCUACAGGGUCUCCAACUGUCCUUCACCCACAGGUCUAUGGUGAGAAAGGCUGGACCUUUCUCAAGAUUGCCCGCAAGUACUAUGACAGAGCGAAGGAGUUCUUCAAAAAGGCCUUGGAGCUAGAUCCAGACAGCAGCGAAUGGAAUGCUGGCUAUGCCAUCGCUCUUUAUCGCACAGAUUAUGAGACGCGAGGAGUUAAAGACUCAGAGACUGCGGUUAAGCAACUACGAAGAGCCAUAGAGAUAAACCCACAGGAUGCAGUGCUAAGGGUUUUGUUAGGCCUGAGGCUGAACCUUUUGAAGCAGUACAAGGAGAGCGAGGAGUUGGUUGCAGAUGCUCUUGAAAUGGAUCCAAGCAACCCACAUGUGAUCCGUUACGUGGGAAAAUACUUCCGCCAUAGCGGUUCUGUGGAUCGGUCCAUCGCCUUGCUCAAAAGGGCCGUGGAGCGCACCCAGGACUCCGCCUUUCUUCACCAUCAGCUGGCGCUGUGCUACAAGAGGAAGAAGACAGACUUGUUUCGCAUCGCAGGGGGCAAGGGCAAAGGUCGCGAGAUCUCGCAGCUCAUCCGCCAGGUUAUCUAUCACCUGGAGCAGGCCACCACCCUUAAGGCGAACUUCAUUUUUGCUAUGGCCGACCUAGCACUGCACUACGGGGAGAGCAACGACAUCACCCGGGCUGAGGAGAUGUUUAAGGCUACUUUCGACGCUGCCAGGGAGAGACGGGAGCCCUUGCAGGUCGUCCACCUCUACUACGCUCAGUUUCAGCAGUACCGCAACAAGUGUGAAACACUGGCCAUCAAGCACUACAGAGAGUGUUUGACACUUGGACUGGCAACGUAUGAAGGGAGGCAGAGUGCCUCAUGCUUGACGAAAAUGGCAGAAAAACGUCUGGACAAUGACGACCAAGAUGCAGAGGCCUUUGGGAUUUUGGGUUUUGUCCAUAAGGCGAAAGGAGAGAGGCGGCAGGCUUUGGAGUGCUUUGAGAAAGCGAUGGAGAUAGACUGCAGCAAUGACGAGUAUCUCAGUGCACACUGCGAGCUCAGCUUGUCUUUGCAGUAAAAUUUACAGAGUACAUAGUCUUCUUCAUGUGUAGUAGUCUCAUGGUAGUACCAUGAUGGUACCAUUGAUCCAAUGGAUUGCCUUGUUAUUUGCUGAAGAACAACAUUACUAUAACAUUACAGGCAUUCACUUAACAUGUUAUUAUAACUGUCAUUGGCAUUUUAGCAGUAGCUAAACAUAGGCUACGUGCAGUGUCUUCAGUCUGUCUUUAUGUGACUACACUGUAUAUGUCAUGCUCAACAGAGGUGGGUAGUCCAUUCCAUAUUUGUUACAUGUGUUAUAUGUGCAUUCCAUUUUGUUCUGUAGGCCUACUCAAAGCAAUCUGAUUCAGUUAGAGAGAUCAGAGACGGACUAAUUAUGUCAUCUAAAAUCUGUCGAUUUCUAUGUUCAUAAAUCUACAGAAAAACACAUCCAAUGUGUUUUUAACCCAUAGACGGUAAUCCUAAACAACCCAAUUGGGUGGGAAACCAAUCUGGGAACACUGAGAACAACUCACCUCUCGUACGGAACACUCUACUAUUGCACUACAUGAAAUCUACAAGACUAGGGUGAGCAGUUGUGAUUUUAUUAGCAACUUUCAAGUAUUAUUUCAAAAUAAUAAUUUUUAUCUGACUGUUAAGAGUGAUACACACCAUUGUCCACCACUGUCCAGACAGAAAAAAAUAACUUUAUCUUCUUUGUUUGUUAUAUUGACCUGGGGAAUUAUUGUGCCCAGUAAGCAGGCCUAUUUAAAUGCAUGUCUGCAUGCCUGUGGCCACACACUGCUUGUCUCUUCUCUUCUUGGU
Messenger RNA from Engraulis encrasicolus (European anchovy), 2711 nucleotides. RefSeq names its product interferon-induced protein with tetratricopeptide repeats 5-like. The transcript has 3 exons. Gene Ontology annotation, molecular function: protein binding. Bases 481 to 1926 code for a protein of 481 amino acids. Gene Ontology annotation, cellular component: cytosol. The record is from RefSeq and is a predicted model, not a curated record. Gene Ontology annotation, biological process: defense response to virus. NCBI's taxonomy places the organism in Eukaryota, Metazoa, Chordata, Actinopteri, Clupeiformes, Engraulidae.